AUGGACAAAAAUCGGAACAAACCAAUACAAGAUGAACAUACCAACAUCUCCAAGCCGCAGAUUUUCGUGCAGCUCGCCUUCGGCGUCUCGUGGUCUCAGCGGCACACCCCGCAGACGCACACCGUGACUUAUAUGUCCCGUAAUUUGAAGAACGCCAGGGACUCGGGGAACUUUCCUCGCCAAGUACCACCGCCGACUACCAAUUACCUAGCCGCCCCGGAGUCACGCCAGAACCGUAGUCGGGAACAUUCAGGUCGAUAUAAUCAGGAGCGACAACAGCAUCGUCACCAUCACCAUCACCACGGACAGCAAUCUCGCGCCGUAGCUCAGUCCCGAGAGCAUGGCCGUCCCCGAGGUCAGACCAAUGAUCAACCUAGUGAACACCUGCGGGCUCGGCCAAGAUCCGGAUCGAGAAACGAAGGUAGAGGAUUGUUGCAUGAGCGAGGAAGGUCGGCUCCCCCGCCUUUUAACGAUAGCCCGUGGGAUGUCCACCAUGUGUCUUCGGCAACAUUAUUUCCGCCUUUCGCACAGACAAGCAGGGAGCAACCAGAGGGGCGAAAAGCGCUACCGGCGCCACCGAGUCAGUACCGGCUAGGCGAAGAUGGGCUACCGUGGUCGGCGUGGGCGUGGCCGGCGGAUGACGAUAGCGACAGCAACAGAUCACCUUACGCAAAUAACCCGACGACAGUUCCCCUGUCCAUGGAACGAUCUCGCAGCGAAGACCUUGAAAGGGCUCGGGAGCUCGAGUCGUUGUCUGCAGCCAUGGUAACAGUGGACAACGGUUUCGAAAACCAGUGGUGGUACCAAGGCCAGCGAGAGCCUGUAGAACCAUGGUGGCCGCAAGAAGCCGGAGGCGAAGCAGAUGAGGCGGGGACAUUGACGACGGCCGAGGCGUUGCUGCUAUCAGAUUCAGAGCCGCCACUAGCUUUAAGUUCUAACGAAGAUCACCUGGCGAGUUUGCACGAUCUUGUAUCGCCCAUGUCGGAUACAUCAAGCCCGGCUCAAAGCUUUGCGCGUCCCCUUUACAGAUCGUUGACGACGAGGUCGGAGGAGCUAUGGCUGGGAAGCUAA
This is a messenger RNA of Annulohypoxylon truncatum, 1071 nucleotides long. RefSeq lists its product as uncharacterized. The coding region runs from base 1 to 1071 and encodes 356 amino acids. The transcript has a single exon. NCBI's taxonomy places the organism in Eukaryota, Fungi, Ascomycota, Sordariomycetes, Xylariales, Hypoxylaceae. The record is from RefSeq and is a predicted model, not a curated record.